Staurois parvus is the source of this 278-nucleotide messenger RNA. NCBI's taxonomy places the organism in Eukaryota, Metazoa, Chordata, Amphibia, Anura, Ranidae. The record is from the annotation of a GenBank genome assembly.
CAGAUUUAAAACGCCGCAAAAAUGCACUACAUGCUUUUCUGCAGUGCUUCCAUUGAAGUCUAAAGAACCAAAAAUGCAACUUUUUGUGUUCAUAAAAGUCCCUGACCCUUUCCAAAAAACGCACUGGGCAGAUUUAAGAUGCAAAAGGCAUCAAAAAACAAGGCUAAAAUGCCUAAACAAAUGCAUCAAAAACCCACUACAUGCUUUUCUGCAGCAUUUCCAUUGUAGUCUUUCAAAAAAGUCCCUGCCCCUUUCCAAAAAACACACCAGGUGAAAAC